This is a messenger RNA of Knipowitschia caucasica, 684 nucleotides long. NCBI's taxonomy places the organism in Eukaryota, Metazoa, Chordata, Actinopteri, Gobiiformes, Gobiidae. The record is from the annotation of a GenBank genome assembly.
AUGACUAUGGAACUGCAAGAGCUGAGGGAUCAGCUGGCACAGCUCCAAUCUGAAAAUGUACUAGCUCUCGACACCACACUAAUGGCUCACCAGCUGAACAGCCCCACAUAUGGGGGCAGUGACAGCAGCCCAGGAGGUGGGAAACUGCAACCCCCUGAUGUGAGGAGCCAAACGUCAGGAGGGGAGAGCACCGGCUCAUCAACCCACAGGGCAGCACAAGAGCAAGCGGCCCCAAAUCUCAUUGCCCCAUGUCCUAAGCUAUUACAGGCGAUUUGUGGAGGGUUUCGCAAAACUGGCUGCUCCCCUACACAAGUUGCACGCCCAGGGACUCCUCUUCCGAACGAGGUGCAACUGGCCAUAAAAUGCACCAGUGUGGCUACUCAAUGCGCUAUGUCAGUCAUCCCUGAGAGGUCAACAGAUGACGUGAAGGUGUUGCAGCAGGCCGAUCCAGCUAUCGCCCCGGUGUUGGCCUUUAUACAGCGGCAGUGUGCCCCAGGAAGAAUGGAGAGGGAGGCACUUGACCCUGCGGCCAGAAGGCUGACGACCCUGCUGUUCGGCCACACUAGCGGUCAGCGCCGCCCCCAGGUCACGGGUUGGACUCCUACCAGCCCCACGUACGGUCAGCCCUGUCCCCAGCUCACCACCAAGACGCUCUACCCGUCAGACAGCCGGCCAGCAUCCUAA